AUGGGGAGCCCCUUGCCGCCCCCCCUGCUCCUGGCCCUGUGGCUGGGCCCGGGGCUGGCCUCGGGGGUCCCCCGGGUCCGGGUGGGAGUGGAGGAGGCCGGGGGCGGCCGGCUGGGGGUCCGCUGCCACUUCCUGGGCCGGGGGUGGGUGUCCCAGGUGGCCGUGAGCCUGGGGGGCCCCGACGGGGCGGGCGGGCGGGCCCUGGCCCUGCUGGCCCCCCGCCACGGCAUCCGCCGGGCCCCGCCCGUCCAGGCCCGCUGGGACUCGGACGCCGGGGUCUCCCUCACCCUGGACCGGCCGGACCCGCCCAACGCCACCUUCUGCUGCAAGUUCGCCACCUUCCCCACGGGCACCUGGGAGGCCUGCGCCCACCUCGGGGACGGCCCCGCUCCGGACGCCGCCCCGGCCCCCUCGGCCGGCCGGCUGCGCGCCGACCUCCUGGGCCUCCUGGGGGGCUCGGCCGCCCUGCUCCUCGGCUGCUUCUGCCUUCUGCGCUACAUGCUGCGGCGGAGGCUCUGGACCCCCCCAAGUCUCUGGAAGGCCGGCCCCAGGACCCACGCAGGGGCCAAGCGGAGGGGCCCCGAGGGGCCCCACACGCCUUACGUCAUCAUCAACAUGGACUACUUCUCCCCGCCUCUCCCGCCCCAAGCCCACCCCGGCCCGGGCCCGAGCGCCCAUCCGCCCACCCCGGCGGCGGCCCCCGCCACCACCCCGCCUCUCCAGUCCAGUUUCGUCUCUGUGGAGAAUCUGCUCUACCACCAGGCCCCGGGGCGGCUGCAGGCGGACCCUCACCCCUGGGGGCAGCCCCCCGCUGCCUGA
Tachyglossus aculeatus (Australian echidna) is the source of this 819-nucleotide messenger RNA. It is a transcript of the gene PVRIG, whose product is annotated as PVR related immunoglobulin domain containing. Gene Ontology annotation, biological process: negative regulation of T cell receptor signaling pathway. Gene Ontology annotation, molecular function: signaling receptor activity. The record is from RefSeq and is a predicted model, not a curated record. NCBI's taxonomy places the organism in Eukaryota, Metazoa, Chordata, Mammalia, Monotremata, Tachyglossidae.